CCCCACCCCCUGCCAUCCUUGCAGCCGUCUUUCCACGGCCGGGAGGGGGUAUGAUGUCAUCUUGGGCACGAUCAGCUGCUGCAUUGGCGCUUCUGCCGCUGCGCACAACGUCGUUCGUUGCUCAUAUGUCUACAGGAUCUCCGCUAAACGUGUUGGGCACCCCUCUGAAGGCGUGUUCGCUACCUGGGGGACCAACGACCGGAUGGAGACGCGACGGUUACUGCAGUACGGAUGACAACGACCGCGGGCAGCACUGCGUGUGCUCGGAGGUGACGCAGGAGUUCUUGGACUACACCAAGGCCCAGGGGAACGACCUCUCCACCCCGCUACCGCAUUUUCCGGGUCUCAAGGCCGGGGACAGAUGGUGUCUGUGCUCCUCGCGAUGGCUGCAGGCACAACGCGCCGGUAAGGCCCCCCUUGUAGUGCUGGAUAGCACCCAUGAGAAGGCGAUGGAGGUCGUGCCUCUCGCGCUGUUGAAGGAGUACAGCUCGGAGCAUGCUUCCGCCGCGCCGUCGGAAACGGAGCUGUAGCAGCAGUGUUGCUAUCAUGGCGGCAGUGCUGGUGAACGCCUUCGACAAGAGUUGUUGCGGUCACGAAGCUGAGCGACGCACACUCUACUGCUUCACAACAGAGAAGGCUGGGGGGACGACAAUAUGCGGCGGCUGGAUUGUAGAGAAGGGAUGGAUGCGCGAGGUUUUACGCCAGAAUAAAUCAGAAAAUGCGUGAAAACACCCGUGUCCCCGUGAGGCUGCUGCCAUGCAGUUGAGCUAUGCUUGCGGUACGAGGACUACUCGAUCGGGUUGUCAAAGGUCAUCGAGUAGUCAGUAGUAGCAAAUCUCGAUUUCGUUGAAGGCGAAACCGUGUUACGCUUUCUUCAGGCUGGGGGGCAUCUUGUGGCCCACACGAAGGACGUGCUUGAAUAUGUGUCAUGUCGUCAUAGUAAAUCCGUUGGGACGUCAUGGUUCCGUUGGGACUGUGCGUGCACUUCCGGAGAUAAGUGCUGUGUGACGUCAUAGCCUCUUAUAUUCGUGCUCCUGCUAUUGGACAACGGGGCUCCCAGAAACGGCUCAGUCGGCUGUUGUUUGAGAAGAUACCAUUGGGCCGAGUGAUUGGUGGUGUUGUAGGCUACGCUUUCCUCCUUGCUGCGCACCCGUAGAAAACAUCGGAGAACGCUUACUUACUGUGGAAACAUGUCCAGAUAUAUAUGUCAACGAAAACGCACUACGUCAAGAAAACAACGUUAUUUGUGAUACUAUGGUGGCGGCCACUCGUGAUGCGGCGUGUUGCCAGAUGGCUUUGGUUGCGGCGUUUUCUCUCAAGUUAUGGGUGUGUGGUGGUUUUGCGCGGGCGAGGACGAAAACCACCGCUCUGCGACCAACCUGCCUCUCUCUUCGAGGCUUUGCUCGGUUUUCUGGAAUGCGCACAGCAGUGACCGUUUUUCACGAGUGCAUCCAACGUCCAACGGCAAUUUUUCACUCGGUAGGUGUGUCCAGGGGGGAAAUGGGAAGAACAACUACUGUCAAGGCGGUCACAAUAUACUUUUUCGAUUUUGUGGUUGGGGGCCUGGACAAAGCUACAUACAGAUAACGGUGUAGCUCCAUAUUUAUGAAGUUUUCUCGUGCAAUCGGAAAACAACAGCCCAAGCGCCCGGAGUGAUAACUUAAUGAUCGACGUCUGCAU
Molecule: messenger RNA, 1680 nt
Organism: Ectocarpus sp. CCAP 1310/34
Lineage: Eukaryota; Phaeophyceae; Ectocarpales; Ectocarpaceae
Source: the annotation of a GenBank genome assembly